CUGCAGCCUGGAUUAUUUUUGUUGUAUUAACAUCAAGCACAAACCAUGAGAUGGCAUUCAAAGGCAAAGCGGUCGACUCGAAGACCGUGCUCUUCAAUCUGCUGCUGUGUUUGCUCAUAUUUUACUCUCUUUUCUACAUGAUUGGGAGUGUGUGCUUCGGUGCCUUCAGGUUGGAUCACUUUGACGGACUGAUUCCAUUUGACUUUAAGACUGAACCUGCUGAAUCCAACUCCAAAUACUUGGUGAACCUCCUGUCCUUGGAGCUCACCUACUUUUGCAGCGGCCUUUUGUUUGCUGCAGUGGUGAGGAGGCGGGUGUGGGACUACGCCCUCACUGUCACACUUCUGCAUGUAAUGAUCACCAGCCUUGUGAUGUUGGAGUUUCCCAUGGUGUGGCAGUGGUGGCUGGCUUUGGGUAGUGGCUUGUUUCUAAUGAUCUGCAAUGGUCAGCUGAUAGCUUAUUUCACCUGCCAGAGUGACCAGAGCCACGCCUCCUUCAGCAUCUACUGACACACAGACAAGUAACUGAAUAAACUGUUUCAGAAACAGCCUUGUGAAGUGGAGUAGAAAGGAUCAGACCAGAUGCUCUCUUCUUUGAGACACCCAUUAGAUUCUCCGUGGUGAUGGGCUUUCUCUGUUUUCUGUCACUAAAAAAAGGUUUCACCAUCACACGUAAAGUCAGCGCUGGGUCUGAUUUGUGUUUAAGGGUUGUCAACAGAAUACCAUCCGAUUCUGUCAUGUAAAUACCACAAGGAGAUGUUCACUGUAUUUCUCUUGUGAUGCACAAUGCCUUAGUCACUAUGCAGGAUUUCAAGGCAGCCUGUGAAGUAUUCGCAGUACCUUUGUAAGCUGUGAAUGUAAUAGCUGAA
Molecule: messenger RNA, 868 nt
Organism: Seriola dumerili (greater amberjack)
Lineage: Eukaryota; Metazoa; Chordata; Actinopteri; Carangiformes; Carangidae
Product: transmembrane protein 244-like
Exons: 6
Coding region: 51-509 (152 amino acids)
Source: RefSeq, a predicted model, not a curated record